Messenger RNA from Striga hermonthica, 1110 nucleotides. The record is from the annotation of a GenBank genome assembly. NCBI's taxonomy places the organism in Eukaryota, Viridiplantae, Streptophyta, Magnoliopsida, Lamiales, Orobanchaceae.
AUGGCUUCCAUAGUCAACACAGUCUACUCAAUAAAACUGUCUUCCGACAGUAAUCGACGGCUAGCUGCGAAGCUCAGCUGUAUAUAUCCCAACAGGAGGAGCCUUGUGGUGAGAGCUUCUGAAACAGAUACGGACCAAGUUGGAGCUAAGGCACCGGAUAAGGUGCCCGCUGAGAGCGGUUCGAGUAUAAAUCAGAUUCUUGGUAUUAAAGGGGCUAAACAAGAAUCUAAUAAGUGGAAAAUUCGAGUUCAGCUUACAAAGCCCGUUACUUGGCCGCCUCUCGUCUGGGGUGUGGUCUGUGGAGCUGCUGCAUCUGGAAACUUCCAUUGGACUUUUGAAGAUGUAGCUAAAUCGAUCGUAUGUAUGCUUAUGUCCGGCCCUUGUUUAACUGGCUACACUCAGACUAUGAAUGAUUGGUACGAUAGAGAGAUCGAUGCCAUUAAUGAACCAUAUCGCCCGAUUCCUUCGGGAGCUAUAUCCGAGCAGGAGGUGAUUACACAAAUAUGGGUGCUGCUUUUGGCAGGCCUUGGCUUCGCCGGUCUACUAGACGUGUGGGCAGGGCAUGAUUUUCCAGUGAUAUUUUGCCUUGCCGUGGGUGGAUCUUUAGUGUCCUACAUAUAUUCGGCUCCACCAUUGAAGCUCAAACAAAAUGGAUGGAUUGGAAAUUUUGCCCUUGGAGCAAGCUAUAUAAGUUUGCCUUGGUGGGCUGGUCAAGCAUUGUUUGGAACUCUCACACCUGAUAUCAUUGUUCUAACACUGCUUUACAGUAUGGCUGGUCUGGGAAUAGCAAUUGUAAAUGACUUCAAAAGUAUAGAAGGGGACCGGAAAAUGGGACUACAGUCACUACCGGUGGCUUUUGGGGCUGAGACUGCAAAAUGGAUAUGUGUCGGUGCUAUCGACGUAACUCAGAUAUCUGUGGCGGGCUAUCUUCUAGGAUCAGGGAAGCCGUAUUACGCUCUCGCACUUUUAGGAUUAAUCGCUCCACAAAUCUUUUUCCAGUUCAAGUACUUCCUCAAAGAUCCCGUCAAAUAUGACGUCAAAUAUCAGGCUAGUGCUCAACCGUUUCUGAUACUCGGUCUAUUAGUCACUGCCUUAGCAACAAGCCAUUGA